AUGAUUAGGACGAUCAAGCCCAAGAACGCGCGUUCGAAAAGAGCUCUGGAUAAAAGACAGCCCAAAAUAGUUGAAAAUGUGAAGACGGCUUUGUUUGUUCCGGGAACGACUUCGAACAAAGCCCUUCAUGAUAUCUCCGUGGAUUUGGCUGCUCUAAAAAAGCCAGAUGUUAAACGGUUUACCAAAAAGAACGAAGUCCUACCAUUUGAAGACGCAUCGAAAUUAGAGUUUUUCAGCGAGAAGAAUGAUGCUUCUUUACUUGUUUUCAUGAGCAGCAACAAGAAGAGACCUAAUAAUUUAACCUUUGUGCGCACAUUUAAUUACAAAAUCUACGAUAUGGUCGAACUUCUUGUGCUGAACAACUAUAAGCUAUUGGAGGAGUUUAAGAAGGCGACAUUUCAAGUCGGUUUGAAGCCGAUGUUCGUUUUCAAUGGUCCAAUUUUUGAUACUCAUCCGCUUUUCAAACAGAUUAAAUCCCUAUUUUUGGACUUUUUCAGAGGAGAGGUUACCAAACUACAAGACGUCUCUGGACUACAACAUGUGAUUGCUGUGUCAGCAAUUGAAGAGGACGAUAAUGACGAAAGUAUUUCUAAGCUCCCUCUGGUUCAUUUCCGCGUAUACAAAUUAAAGACUUACAAGUCUGCUGAGCCAAAAUUGCCAAGAGUGGAGCUCGAAGAGACAGGUCCUAGACUUGACUUCAAAAUCGGUAGACAUCAAUACCCUGACCCUGAGAUGGAGAAGGAAGCACUCAAGGUGCCUAAGCAAUUGCAACCAACUCAAAAGAAGAACGUUGAUGUGGAUAGAAUGGGUGACAAGAUCGCCAAGGUUCACGUUGGUACCCAAGACCUGAGCAAACUACAGACCAGAAAGAUGAAAGGUCUAAAGAGCAAGUAUGAUCAGUUGAGUGACAGCGAAGACGAGGUUAGUGGGGAUGAAGAUGGAAUCAGCGAUGGUGAAGAAGAUGAGAUUAUCGAUUCCAGCGCUGACCAAGAAGAAGGAGACACCGAAUUUUUGGACGCCGAAGAGGAGCUGCCCGAAAGAAAGAAGAGAAGGGUUUAA
This is a messenger RNA of Ogataea parapolymorpha DL-1, 1059 nucleotides long. RefSeq names its product Ribosome biogenesis protein RPF2. Gene Ontology annotation, biological process: maturation of LSU-rRNA from tricistronic rRNA transcript (SSU-rRNA, 5.8S rRNA, LSU-rRNA); ribosomal large subunit assembly. The record is from RefSeq and is a predicted model, not a curated record. The transcript has a single exon. The coding region runs from base 1 to 1059 and encodes 352 amino acids. Gene Ontology annotation, molecular function: rRNA binding. NCBI's taxonomy places the organism in Eukaryota, Fungi, Ascomycota, Pichiomycetes, Pichiales, Pichiaceae. Gene Ontology annotation, cellular component: nucleolus.